Trachemys scripta elegans is the source of this 1716-nucleotide messenger RNA. RefSeq names its product PIN2 (TERF1) interacting telomerase inhibitor 1 (gene PINX1). The transcript is spliced from 7 exons. The coding region runs from base 309 to 1388 and encodes 359 amino acids. Gene Ontology annotation, cellular component: nucleolus. NCBI's taxonomy places the organism in Eukaryota, Metazoa, Chordata, Testudines, Emydidae. The record is from RefSeq and is a predicted model, not a curated record. Gene Ontology annotation, molecular function: telomerase inhibitor activity; nucleic acid binding. Gene Ontology annotation, biological process: regulation of ribosome biogenesis.
GGGCCCGCAUCCAGGCAGGAUCAAUUCGACAGCCCCAAGGCUGCCCGGCAGUUGCCUGUGUAGCUGCCACGCAGCGCUGGGGGUGCAUGAGCGUUUUAAUAGCACGGGGUUUCUGCUACGUCCCUAGCCUGCCCCGCUUCCCCCUUGGAAAAGCUCCGUGUUUUGACUUGCCUUCCCUUUUAAGUCAGGCACCUCUCCAGGCGCCCUAUUCUGCGCCCGAGGGGAAGAAGGCCCCGUUCUCCCAAGAUGGCGGCGCUGGCAGGUGACCCUGGGGGCUCUGCGCGCCGCUAGCUUAGAAGGCCCCAAAGAUGGCGAUGCUGGCAGAGCCCCGUAAAAAGCAGAAGUGGUCUGUGGAUCCUAGAAACAGCGCCUGGAGUAAAGAUGAAUCCAAAUUUGGCCAGAAGAUGUUGGAAAAAAUGGGAUGGUCCAAAGGAAAGGGUCUUGGGGUUCAGGAACAAGGGAGCACAGAGCACAUCAAGGUUCAAGUGAAGAACAACACACUUGGUUUAGGAGCAGCCAUAAAUUAUGAGGACAACUGGAUUGCUCAUCAAGAUGACUUCAACCAACUUCUGGCUGAACUGAAUAAUUGCCACGGGCAAGGUGAAUCAGAGCCCUCUAGCGAACAGAAGAAGACAUUCAGUCUUGAAGAGAAAUCCAGAUCCUCCAGGAAACGUGUUCAUUAUAUGAAGUUUGCAAAAGGAAAGGAUCUCUCUUCCCGCAGCGAAGAUGACCUGUCCUGCAUUUUUGGGAAACGACAGAGUACAAAAACUGAGGAGGACAACACCUGUGCGGAUUCUCCGGAAGAGGACAGAAAAGAAGACCAGGGGAUGCCCAACCCAGUGGACCAUAGUAAUACAGUGACCAGCACCAUGACGGUGCAAGAGUAUUUUGCCAAGCGCAUGGCAAAACUGAAGAAAUUCCAGAAAGAACCAGAGAGUGAGUUAGCUGAUCCUGGCACAACCGCAGCUGAAGACUUAGAGUCUUCACAAGGACUGAAAACCAAAUCCAAAAAGAAAAAGAAAAGCCGGAAAAAUGCUGAGGCAGAGAACGUGGACGGUUAUGAAGAACCAAAGGUGAAACGCUCCAGAACAGAUGGCUUGUGGGAAGAAGAACUGGAGACAGCAAACACUGAAAACCAACCAGGGAAAAAGAAAAAGAAAGCUAAAGGUCAACGCAAAGGUGAAGAUGUCAGUUGUAAUGGAAAUUCUUGUGUUUUCCCAGGGAGCGGAGAAAUUUACCCUGGAACAUCUGACGGGGAAAGUCUUGGUGAAGAAGACUCCAAGACAAAGCAAAAGAAACCAUAUAAGAAAAAACACAAAAAGCAGAAAAAAGAGGCAACUGAGUAUGUCGACAGAAUGCAGAGACAAAAGAAGAAACAUUCAAGUUAACUUAGCAGUGUCUUGGACUUUGGAAUGAGUUAGACGUUGACAUGUUGAAUAUGAAGCCUGUAAAUGCUAGCCAGACAUCAAAAUGGAGUUCAUCCCAUGUGUAGCACUCUCUCUAUCAGUACUGAAACCUCAGACUCUUUAAACACAGCUCUUGUUGGCAGGGCGGGAAUACAUUGUCUCGUCAUAGGUGGGGAUGAAGCAUGCUAUUAACUGUUGUACAUAACAGUGCUGUGGGCUAGGCUUUUCCCAAGUCUACUGUAGUUAGGCUCUGCCUGUGCGCCAGUAAUCAGCAGUUAGCCCGCCCCCUGGUCCCCCACCCCACCAGCAA